Molecule: messenger RNA, 6335 nt
Organism: Cucurbitaria berberidis CBS 394.84
Lineage: Eukaryota; Fungi; Ascomycota; Dothideomycetes; Pleosporales; Cucurbitariaceae
Exons: 3
Coding region: 208-6012 (1934 amino acids)
Biological process (GO): positive regulation of autophagy; intracellular signal transduction; negative regulation of TORC1 signaling
Cellular component (GO): GATOR1 complex
Molecular function (GO): GTPase activator activity
Source: RefSeq, a predicted model, not a curated record
CAACUUACAUCAUCUCAAAGCCUUAGAUAUCAACAUUACUGGUUAUUCAUACCGAACCUCUAUCACAAAUCAGAUUAUUGCUGAGUAUCGAUCCUCUGCUUCACCUAAAACGAUGACUAUCCCACGCUUGGGCUACGAGAUUGAGCAAGCCAUGUGAAGGGGUCUCUGGAGAAAGCUAACACCCAUCCUCUCAACAUCAGGGACGAGAUGCCCAAAUCCGUGUCAAACAUCAAGCAGGCUAGGGUGCAGAAAAUAUGCACCUUAUGGACCCAUGAUGAUAACUUUUCGAGGGAUGACAUUGUGUUCAACGAAGAGAAGUUUCCUGAGCUCCCCACAACACCCGGAUCAUUACUUCAAAUUGUAUCCAUAAACUCUGGUACUGCUGUCCGGGAUUUCCAAUCGACUCAUGAGAGCACACAGAAUGAUACAGCGCGAGCGAAACCGGAGAGUGCUGGCAGGGACACGAAUGCCGAUAGCCAUGCGAAGAGGACCCGCCGAGGAUCCACCACGAUAACUGUUGAUGAAAACGGUUCAACUAUUCCUGGCGGACGCGAUAUCGAUACCGAAAAGGCGUAUGUGUUUGUCUCCAAAGCCCUCCCCAUGGACCUUAAAUCCAAGCACCCAAAUUUACAGGUUUCGAUUGCUGAGAGGAUAGCGAAAGUGUUCGGGUUUCGUAAUCGAAUGCAAGUCGUAGUGACAGAGGCCGAUGAAGACCGACAUGAAGCCCACCAUGUAGAACUAGUCUUUCGCGACGAAUAUCUCGCACGCGCAGACAUGUGGCGUAUGGCGAUCUCCGAGCUCAGUAAACGAACUGUUUAUCGGAACCAAAAGUUGCUAUUCAUGGGCACGAUCAAAGCAACCAUCAAGCACAUUUACAUCGACGGGCAGUCCGUCCACUCCGGUUAUUUCUCGCCUAAAACAAAACCCGUAUUUCGCAGCGAGUCCGCACGAUAUGUUCUAUUCAUCCAAAUGUCUCGGGAAAUGUGGGAUUUUGACGCUGAAGGCGCCGGCGAAAUCAUGUUCAACAAGGUCGUCAGUGGUUUCCUACCAGAUCUGUUCAAAAGAUGGUCAAAGAUCAAUGCAAGACAUGUAAUCACGAUCAUCCUCUUUACGCGGAUGCAGUACGAUGGCGAGUCUCUGUCCGAUCGCCCCGAUGACACGACGAGUCAUAUCUAUUCGGGAUCUCAAUCCGGAACAUUUAGAGACUACUACCGAGUUGUCGUUAGCGAUAUGGCUAGCGGUGACUGGAUCAACAUUCUAUAUCAGCUAAAGAAGGAAUUCCGGACGUUUCUUCGAGAGGUGUCAUUGGUUACCAAAUCUAUAAAUCAGACAUCAAAAUGUGAGAAAGGAGAACACUCGGUAUCAGACACUAUCGUUGCUGGGCAGCCGUCUCCUGCUAGUCAAGGAAAUAUCCUCGAGGCAAUCAACCUGGCUGCAUCUCAAUUUGCGAAGGACUACAUCGAUCGUGAUCUCGUUCGAACAGGUAUAUCUAUUAUAGUUGUCACUCCAGGAACUGGCGUCUUCGAAGUCGAUUACAACAUGCUCAAACUGACCACGGAUACUUUGAUAGGCUCGGGGAUAGGCAUUGACUUGGUAUGUCUGUCGCCGAUGCCACUUCACUCUGUACCCCUGUUCAAAUACCGUACGCCUCGCUCAAUAUCAAACUUAGAGGCUAUGCAGAGCGAAGAGAGGCGCGACCCAACAAUGGAGUACAUGGGAAAGGAAGACGAUAAAACACCUCGACAGCAUCAACCCAAUUUCGGCUCUAUGUUACGCACAUCAUCUGUACAGCUAGGUGGAAAUUUGAUACAAGAUCCAACUCUCUCUUCUUUAGAUGCACCAGAUGACUGGAGAUUCGCGAUGCCUUACUGGGUCGACGUGUCAUUCUGGUCCGGGACAUCUGAAGAGAUCUUGGAACUGACGAAGCCAAGGAAGGCUGACAAAAUUGUCAAGAAAUCGCGCAAGAAGGGUAGGAUCUUUGCUCUCCGUUGCCGUCUUUAUGAAUUACAAAUGAUGGGCGUCAUGGAAAAUGAGUUGGGCGAUAUCUCUAUCCCUUAUCUGGAAGAAGAUCCCAUGUAUCCACAUUACUUGCGCCCAGCUUUCGAACACCCUCAGAACAAGAGCCAUAGCAAGGCCCCUUUACUGAAGACUUCAACGAUUGCGACAGGCUCCUAUUCGUCCGGGGGUGAUAAGGAUUAUAGCGAUGACCAGCUUGACGAGAGUAGGACGGCCCACAAAACCUGGAUGGAGGCUUAUGACGACGGAGUAUUCUCUCUUCUUAUAGACAGACCCUCGGAAACCGAGCAGCUUCAAGUAGAUCGGCGAAGGUCAAGUGCCCAUCUGUCUAGUGGUUCCGCAGGACUAUCUAGAGGAUCAUAUCUAUCAGCUUCCUUCCGCAGCAUGGCACCUUCCUUUGGCAAGAACGCCCGGCCAGCAUUGGAUGCUACCUAUCCGCAACUAAUGCGUGAAACGUCGAGAGAUCUUGAGAGUCACUCUUCACGAGACAGUGCAUAUCGGCUUUCAGAGAGCAAGGUACAGCUUGCCCCACGAGCCGACGUCCUACAACGACAGAAAACUCUAGCGAAGAAUAGUGUCGAUGUUGGUCGUUCAAGUUUGCAUCAGCGAGGUACAUCGGAAGACUCGGAAGAUCAACCAAAGUCUCUACGAUACACCCCAAGACAAUCUCCAGCUCCCAGUCGAGUGCCGUCCCCUCCAAGGCGGGCUGGUCUUCCUUCUAUAUCUAGUACUAGUAGUGUACCAUUAGUCACAGCCGAAGUGAACAGGAGGCCAUCGAAUUGGUUUCUCAGACAGAUCAGCUUCGGUGGGAAAGCAGCAGCAGCAAAGCCAACCAUUGCAGAUGCAACUAUUGACAUAAGCCAGGGCAAAGUGAAGCCUGCGAUGUUGACUGUUGAGAAGAAUCAAAAGGGCGCCAUUGCCGAAAGGUUAGCAAGUACACGACUGACUACCACGGAGAAACCCUCUCAGCCCAUUGCAAUCAGAACUGUGUCGCGGGUGGGCCCUGCUACUGCCGAGUCGCUUUCUUCUGACCAAGCGAGCCGAUCUGUCGAGACCGUCAGGGGUAUACAGCCCAGACAGGCGUCUAUACCCUCCCAUCCUGGUUCCGUUAUGAAGGAUCCAGGGUCUACGUUCCUCCUCGCUGGGGCGCGAGCACUAGGUGACUAUAUUGGGCCCAAACCAGAUCUAUCCUCCAGUAGCGGUGCAAAAGAAGUCCCCCGGACGUUGUCGCCAACGAGCGCGAUCGCACCGUGGGCAGUUCUAGUGAACCCUUGCAAUCCCAAGAAGAACAGCAUCAACUCUAAGAACCAAUACCGACGCUGGCAUCACGUCUUUCCAAGAGCUCUGAGAACGGGUACGAUGAAAUGGAGAUCGCUUUGCUCACCUGCGGCCGUGCCGUUAACCCACGAGUGGUUCCCUACAGCCGAUCAGGUGGCAACAGAAUAUAAUGAGAGCCCUUACAAAAUCACUCAAAAUGAUGACGACGAUAUGCUAGAAGCCCCUAAGAGUAGAGAGGCUUUGAUAAAAGAACUUAUUGCCUUUCGGCUCUCCCAUGGCUUUCAGGUUGUUGUCGGUUCAUCUGUCGCAGAAUUUUCAGGAAGACAUGAGAAGACUCUAGCGAGCAUUUUAGACCCCGAGUACAUGUCAACUGACGGAGAUACUGUCUUCAUGAGCGUAGGCAACAGCAUCCACCAAUUGGUGUGCAUGGCCGGAGGGGAGGUAGAGGUGCGUCGAUACAAUCGAAAGCCUAUCACGGCUCUGGAGUCGUCUGCUGGCAUUGACACACCGUUCCCGUAUAGGCCGUACAUUCGCACAGCGUUUGAACAAACUUACGACCCACGGGAUGUCAUCUUGCGACCUCCGCGAAAAGAGUAUAACUGGAAUUUCAUCGACACAUUUUUGGCAGGUUAUCACGAUGAAUUAUCCGAAAUUUUACGUUUUUGGAGAGCUCGAUUUGUCUUGAUCCCUGUCGAAAUACCAACUGUAAAUCGACGGCCACUACCCAUGCUUACCGAAGAUUCCGAAGAAGAGAUUCGUCUAGAAGGUAUCAGGAAGUUGACCCAGGUGUGGCAGAAGUUCCGCUAUGUUCCCCCAGAGGAACGCUACGUUCAGCCUGCAACCUCGACAAAGCAAAAGGAUCCCAAUCCGCUUGCUAUCGAGUACCACACCCGGGAUCCUUCGGCGAUUAUAGCAGCUGGCCCUGACCCUGGAUUGUUCGAUGAUGCCGAUAGUGAGUUUCAGGCCUCCCUCUUCUCCGAUGCAGAGAAGCAUCAUACGUCGAAUAUCGAUAUCAAGAAGCUUGCCGAGGAUUUGCAGGGCGAGAAGGGUAUUCAAAUGUUGGAUCGGCGCUGGCAUUGGAAGUUACACUAUAACUGUUUCCUUGGAUUCGACCUCACAAACUGGCUAUUAUCCAACUUCAAGGAUAUCGAGACCCGUGAUGAGGCGAUAGCGCUUGGAAACGAGCUUAUGAUCAAAGGCCUAUUUCAACAUGUGCAUAGGAGACACCAGUUCCGUGACGGAAACUUCUUUUUUCAGAUUGCAGCAGAGUACAGAGCUCCUCGACCAGAGUCACGGAUGGGCUGGUUCGGUAUGCGUAAGACAGACAAGUCGGUCCCUUCGACCCCACUAACAGAAGUACCUCGAACAUCCCCUCUUGCGACAAAGAGCACCAAGUCUCGGCCUAGUACAGGCGACUCUUCGUCCAGUAACUCUGGUUCGAUACAGGAGGGCGGGAGGACACCUACCCAUGCUGGCAGUCCCAAGCGCCAGGUCGUCUUGUCGCGCGUCAUGCGGUACGAUGUGGACCCUCGCAAACGGUCAUAUCGCCCGGAAAUCAUCUCACUACACUACGAUCGUCUCCACAACCCUGAUAAUUGCUACCACAUUCGCAUCGAUUGGAUGAAUGUUACCGCGAAACUAAUUGAAGACGCGAUUGUCACCUGGGCUACCAGUGUUGAGAAAUAUGGCCUGAAGCUCGUCGAAGUCCCUAUGGCUGAGGUUGCGAACAUAGUCGACCACCAUCCUUUUCGAUCGCCCUACUCGGUCAAACUUGCACUGCAGCCUCCCGAGCCUCAACCUGAAGCCGUCUGGGAUGCAGCACAUCUGUCUCCACAGUACUCAAAGACGGAUAAGUUCGCAUACCAGAAAGCUUUGUUACGAAAAUUGAAUUUUGUACUCGACGUGGAAGCCGCUAGUGCGUUUCCUUCUGACGUGGAAGUCACUUACUCUUGGGGUAACCCAGAUUACAAGUUCACUCAGUUUAUCCACCGUAGCGGAACUCUACUUGUGCAGAUUACAGACGAUGGUAAUUUUAUAUUGCUCGCCAAUCGUCUGGCGCAUAAUCGCGCAAAGGAUAACAGCAGAAUCCGACAAGUAGAUCCGUAUGAGCAUAAAAAGGCAACAGCAGACGGCAGUCAAAGCAGUAGGCUACCGUCCACACCCGCUGAGCGCGCGAACCCACAUCGAAGCCCGUUUGCUAGUCCUCUUACACGACCUGUCCAGGACUCGAGUCUUUUACACACCGCUCUAGCCUUGCAGGAGAAGCCGCAAGCGGUUACGAUACCACUUGCAAACGCAACAAUGGUAACGCCAGAGCAAGUCAAAGACGAGUUCGAAGCGUUUUGCUCAAACGCAGGUCUGCUUUCGGCUUUUUACAACGAAGCUUUCAAACAAACUCCUUCGCCCUCACCUCGCAGUCUUCCGGUACUGGAUGAUAAAAUACCAAUUCUAGGACUGCCACCUGCAAUCAGUAUUCGCGAAGCUAGUCCAGCGAAUACUGGAUGGAUGAGUUCGCCACUGAUGGGGAGAGGUGAGCGCGGGUUUGCUGGUGGGGUGUCUGAAAUGAACAUUGGCACGCCGAGUGGCAUUGCUGCUCGAAGGCAGGGGAGCGAGGGCAGUACGUCGACUCUGGGGAAAAGAGGGAGUAUUGCGGACACGAUUGGGGAAAAUUCACCCAAAAGGCAAGAUAGUCAGGGGAGUUCAGGCGGUGCCACCUAGCAUGCGGGUACAGUUGAAGUCGAUGGGUUGUCUGAGUUGGGUCUAGAGUGAAGUUUUCUGUUGCAGUCUGGAAUCUCGGCGUUGGGUAUGAAGACACAUUUGUAUGUAUUCUUGAGCUCCUUGUGCUCGUUGGUCUUGCAUUCUGCAGGACGAAAAACACAACUGCUCGCCCGGGGCGUUCUGCUUACCGGGGUCAACAAGUCCUUGUACUCCAAGUAGUUGUCUGUACGACGAUGGGAAUUCAUGUAGUAUUGCCUUGACGUUGUAAAUUGUUAUCAGCCGACACGAGAAAUCAUGGUUCGUAAUCAACGUCAGCCUCAUGC